This is a messenger RNA of Dacryopinax primogenitus, 1461 nucleotides long. RefSeq lists its product as uncharacterized. NCBI's taxonomy places the organism in Eukaryota, Fungi, Basidiomycota, Dacrymycetes, Dacrymycetales, Dacrymycetaceae. Gene Ontology annotation, molecular function: protein binding. Bases 1 to 1461 code for a protein of 486 amino acids. The transcript has 5 exons. The record is from RefSeq and is a predicted model, not a curated record.
AUGGAUGUUAUAAAGGCAUUCCCUUCGGAAUUACUGUUGCAUAUAAUCGACUUCGUUGAGUGGAGGGAUCUCCUGCAAUUGGCAUCGACCUGCAACUUCUUCUACUCUCUAGUGCAGCAGACAUUCGCACUACAAUACAGGAUUGAACUUGGCGUAUACGGGCUGACCGAUCGUGGCCAUGGUCCCCAUUCGCCAUAUCCCAAGCGGUUAAAGCACUUAUGUGACUUCCAGUCAAACUGGCGCACCGCAACCUUCCCCCGCAUCCUUGAAGUGUCCUUCCCGUGCACCCGUGAUGGCUGGACGUACGAACUCCAGAAGGGAAUUUUCGCGAGGAACCCACAGACGGCAGAAACACAUAUUCACCUCCGGCAGCUCGACAAUCUCCAGCCGCACCCCCUUGCCGAACAAUCUAUUGUCACGUAUGAUCUCAAAUGGGACUACCUACCUAUGGGAUGGACGAUUCAUUCCAUCCAGAUUGCGGGCGACUUUCUUGGAGUGUUGUUUGACCCCAGAUCAUUUGUAGAUGGCGAUAAGAUUGUGAUUUGGAAUUGGCGGACAGGCAAGGUAGUUGCUGAAUUGCCUUCCACUCGUCUUGUCGGACUUGACUCCUUUGCCUUGCUUUCUUCCCGUAUCUUGAUAGUCCCCGAUGCACGGGGGGGCUCUAUCAACGUUUUCCUGCUCGAUCCCUCAACGUCCUGCCCCGUCCGUUUGAAAUGCUUUGCCCUCCCGCGCCUAGCCGUCGACAGGCGUAUGGAACGCAUAUUGUGCCGUUCCGACCCGGUCUCCUCAGCCAUUCCUGUGUCUUCUCCUCUCCCCCGCACACCUGAGCAACACUACAAGUUGUCUCCCACACCGGUGUAUCAAAUGGAGGGAAACGCUCGCCUCCUAUGUUUCAUGAUCAAUAUCUGGAAGUUCGAUGCCGACGUGAUUGACACUCUUCACCUUUUCACACCACUGAGCACCUUCUUGCCGUCCUCGUCUGCAGACCUGACUUCAGGAGAGAUCAAGUACAUCGCCUGGAAAGAUUGGGGCCCAAAGCAGACAAGGGUGCUUGGCGUGCCCAUCCUCUCUCGAAACCCAUUCGUGACGUUCAUACAUGGGCACAGAUUCGUCAUGGCGAAUCAUGACGUGGACGAGGCGGGAAUCCCUUUGGCUACUUCGAGCGGAUACAUGCGUAUAUUUGACUUCAAUCAACUGGCUAUUAGGAGGGAUCUUUUGCGCGGUGUGAACGCGGAGGAUAUCACACUCGAGGAGACGAUAUUGACGAAGGAGCACUCGUUUGGGACGAUAGACGUCAUCACAUCGCUGCCCUUCAGGUGCGUUACGAAGCGACUGGAUGUGCCGUCAUAUCAAGCCCUUAUGGUGGAUGGGGAAAAUGUCGUUACACUCAGUGUGCAAGGAGCAGGGACUAAUGAUGCGAGGGACCUGCUGUCCAUCCAUCAAGUUGGGCCUUUAGAAUGA